AGACGUGGGCGCGGUGCAGCUGUUGCGUUCAAGUGACGCAGUGUCCCGUCUGGAGGCAGGGGAGGGAAGUUCCACCCUGCAUAGCGGCCAGCCUGCCCGAGUGCUGCUGCUUGAACAAAACAAUGGCGACUCACAGCUCGAGUAGCAACUCUACGAGCUCCGGACACAUCGUGGGGGCCGUGUCGCAUCAGCUUCACCAACAGACACAAAGCAGCAGCAUGCAAGAGACCAACACCUGCUGGAGAUGUCAGAAUGAAACAGGGUUUCAGAUAAGCCUGUCUGGAGUGCCCCAAAUCAAACGCAAGGCUCUGAAGCUGAACUUUGCCAACCCUUCGGUGAAAUCCACUUCGAGGCUCAUGCUCAACCCCAUAGUUCCUUCCUUCCAGAAUCCUCACAUAGAGCGCCUGCGAACACACAGCAUCGAGUCAUCGGGGAAGCUAAAGAUCUCCCCGGAGCAGCACUGCGACUUCACUGCAGAGGAUCUGAGAGACCUUGGUGAGAUUGGUCGCGGGGCCUACGGCUCCGUCAGCAAAAUGGUCCACAAACCCACGGGUCAGAUUAUGGCCGUCAAGAGGAUUCGCUCCACAGUGGAUGAGAAGGAGCAGAAGCAGCUGCUGAUGGAUCUCGAUGUGGUGAUGAGGAGUAGCGACUGUCUCUACAUUGUCCAGUUCUAUGGUGCCCUAUUCAGAGAGGGCGACUGUUGGAUAUGUAUGGAGCUUAUGUCUACCUCAUUAGACAAAUUCUACAAAUAUGUAUAUUGCACAUUAGAUGACGUCAUUCCAGAGGAAAUACUAGGGAAAAUAACAUUAGCUACAGUUAAAGCACUGAAUCACUUGAAAGAAAAUUUGAAAAUUAUUCACAGAGACAUCAAACCUUCCAACAUUCUUAUGGACCGAAAGGGUAAUAUCAAACUGUGUGACUUUGGCAUCAGUGGUCAGCUUGUGGAUUCCAUAGCCAAGACUAGAGAUGCGGGCUGCAGGCCUUAUAUGGCGCCUGAAAGGAUAGAUCCCAGUGCUUCCAGACAAGGUUACGAUGUCCGGUCUGAUGUUUGGAGUUUGGGAAUCACUCUGUAUGAGUUGGCCACUGGGCGGUUUCCUUACCCCAAGUGGAAUAGUGUUUUUGAUCAGCUGACUCAAGUGGUGAAAGGAGAGCCUCCCCACCUCAGCAACUCGGAGGAGAGGCAGUUCUCUCCAAAGUUUAUCAACUUUGUUAACCUAUGCCUUACAAAGGAUGAAUCAAAGAGGCCAAAGUACAGGGAGCUUCUGAAACACCCUUUUAUUCUGAUGUACGAGGAGCGCUUUGUGGACGUUGCCAGUUACGUGAGUCGCAUCCUGGAUCAGAUCCCCUCCUCGCCCGUCUCUCCUAUGUAUGUCGACUGAUGCCAACAAGGGUUUGUGGGUGGGUUUCAUUUAAUUUGUGGUUGGUGGUGCCAUGCUUUUGUCAUCUCAGCCAUCAAAGCUGGGUCACCUGUUGUUCCAAAGAACAGAAAAAAAUAAAUCCAGGUUGCUUGGUGCAAUGAAUGAUUAUAUAAAAAAUCCUUUCCUUCUCCCAUUACCUAAUUUAAAAAUACCAUCCACCAACUGCCAGAAAAACUUAAAGAAGUCGUGUUCUUAGUAAAGUGCAGCUCGUCUUUCUCCAUAACAAAACAAUUCAAGUACACGUCUAUACUUGAACUCAAUCACAAAAACGUAAUCUUCCAAAUAAUGAGUUGAUGAUGUGAGCUUCAGCUUCAUGUAUGCUUGUGUUCACCUCUCAACUGCACCGAUGAGUGCUGAUGGACCUCCUCUCUACACUUUAGAAGCGUGUGUUGUGGUGAGCACCCUCACACCUCACAAAUCUACAGGUAUGCAAAAGUCUUUCUGGAAACUCAUGGAUUUGGUUAUGUGGCUUUAGUUUAUUUUUGUAGCUUUACAAUAUGCAUUCUGUGAGAGUAUGUCCUAAAAUGUUAUGGGAUGUUUCUCACGCUGAGGGCUGCUCUCGGUUUGUUGUUCGGGUCAUCUUGUUCGAAUCACAGUUGUAAGGAUGCCAUUUCUUUGCUGUUAUUGUUGCUUUUCAACAACUGAAUAAAGAAAAACUUUGUUCAUUUUUGCUAAAACAAAUGCUUAACGGGGGUGUUGCUGGAAGUUUCUAAUAUCAUCCAGGAGUCAAAUGGCUUUUUUACCAUCAGAAGUCUGCUACCGAGACUAAAAACAAACACGUAAUUGGAUGAAAACGCCUGAAGGGCUGGUCAGCCGAGGCGUGAACAUCGCGACUCAGGUGUUCUUUGGGUGUUUAGCAUGAAAGCAUCUUUCAGGAGAAAGAUGAGAAGACAGAUUUAUUUAUUUUUACUUCCCACUUUUAAAGUAGAAAUGUUAAAAACAGCUGAAUUAAAUACUAAAUGUUGAGGGAAAGAUUAAUAUUAUGUCUAGUAUUACGUCUAAAUGUUGAGGAAAACAGAAAUAUUAAACUGGGUACAUUUACCGUGUUCCAAAUAUUUAGAGAAAAAGUGCAAAGUGAAAAUCAAGAUUCUGGAAUCGUUAUUUUUGAUUGAAAAUGAGUCAACCCCCCAUUCAUCAGAGGCCUACAAUAAUGCCUGGUGCUAACAAACUGAUCACUUCAUUUCAAUGAUACGGAAUGUUUGACUUUAUUCUAGAAAAUCGUAUCAGGACUUUUUUCUUGGCAAAAAAAAAAAUGCUUAUCUUUUCUUUUCUUUACCUCAAAGUGACUCAACACAACAUCAUAGUUUCACCAUUUCAACAACGCCUGCUGUCUUUUUUAAAAACACAGCAUGAGCGUUCUGUUUGUUUCUGACAACUGCACCAGUGGAUUUGCCACUAGGCAAACACAACGCUGAAUUGAUUUUAAGAUUUAAUGGUCUCAAAAUGAGACCAGCAGAGUAUUCUUUAUAAGUUAUAAGCCUUUGCCUAAUAUUAAAAUUUUGGCUUUAGCAAAGAUCAACAGGGCGGUUCGUGUGUCUGAAACACUGGAGAGGAACAAACUAGAUCCAACCCGACACUGCGUGGUGUUAAGUAACUUCAUGUGCAUGGAUGUGCAUAAGUGAUGUCAUCCAGGUGGGCUGUCCCUGGCAGGUUCUGCUCAGACGUUCAAGCUGCAAUAGCAAAUGUGGGAAACAAAUUAGUUUAAAACAUUGUCGUCGUGCCUUUUAACAACGUUCUAACAGUACAGCUAUAGAUGUAUUGUGAAGGCGUUUGUCUCGCAGAAGCGCCGCACCUCCCUGGCUCCUCCAGCCAUUACGCAUUCACGUUUUUUGGUGUGAGGUCUCCCUCAACAGCAUCAGAGGAGGAGAAACAGCCGGCUGCUACCACUUCAACUUUAGGACAAGCUACCAGAGUCCCUAAAAGAAAAACACCAUUUGAAGUCACAAACAUCAAAAGACGGUUGUACCUUGAAAAUAGUGACUGGUAUUUAGCACGUUGUUGUUUACUGUGGCGAGGUAAAUGGCUUGUGUUUGGUACAGCGCCUUCUAGAGUCCCGGAAACCCCCAAGGUGCUUUACAACACAAUCAAUCAUUCACACACUGGUGUCCCGUGCCACCGUCGCCCCAUGUAGGCUUCCAGUGAAUGUGGAUCCAGGGAAGAUACCCGAGGGCAACGGUGAGUUCUGAGACAAUGUUUGUGUCAAACCCUAGCUUAGUUUCAGAUUAGCUGUAACCGCUUUCAGCUUCGUUCUUGAACAGAGUCAACAAGAAGAAAUGUGACUUAAAACUGUUUCCUUUAGAGAAAAACUGUCGAUUGUAUCAGUCUGGCACAGAACAGUCAGAGCUCACAUGUACAGGCAGGCAGCAAAGGUAAACAAACAUGAAAGGAUGAUGCUGCUACUCACGUGGUCUUCGGACUACAGCCACCUCAUUGCAGGCUUACUGACCCACAAGGUCACCAGACACUCGGCAUGCUUCUGUGGUCUCACAUGUCUCUGGCCUGCCUGUUGAUGUAUUUUUAUGUUGAACACCUCGCCCAUCGACAAGCUAGGUUUUUCAGGCAGGUUCUGAGCUGAAGAUCGUGGAGUUGAUUACAAAACCAACAACAAAUUGUUUCUGUGGAAUCUAGUAGACACAUAUAAUGGUAUGACGGACUUUACUGGAAAAGGCAGCUUUAUUCUCACAGGUUCCCAGAGCUGUCCGCCUUUAAUGGUUAAAUGCAGCAUGAGACCAGUUGGUCCACCACCAGACGUGUUGCAUUAGUUCCUUAAAGCAGAUUGGGGCUUUAAGCCAGUACCGUAUGGGGCUGUGACUGCUGAUGGCAAAUCUCAAACAGCAUUGUAAGAAAGGUUUUACGAUGUUACGAAACAUCUGCGAGGAUUGUCGGUUUCCCAGUGAGAACCAAGCAGAUGAUGGAGCUAGUGGCAGCCCAGUGAGGUACUGAUGCUGUAUUAGACACUAAGCUUUAUGUCGGUUUGAGGCCAAAUAAUCUGCUUGACAUAGUUUUUCAAUGUGAUGCAACACACUCCCUGAAAAUGAUGGUGUCAGUAAUACCGGUGCAUUACUAGUGUUGUUGCUCAAAAUGGAAAAUGUCAGGAAAUAUGCUUUAUUAUUUUCAUUUAAUAGAAUGUGUGAAAUGUUUAUGUUCAAAACCACAAAGCUUUAUUGAUAAACCAUAUUUAGCUGUUGUCUACAUGAUCCUGGCCCGUUCUGCUGGGGAAACCUGGAGGGCUCUUCUGAGGGUUUGUACUUAAGAUUCUUAUAAGUUGGUGCAAAACUUACAGAUGUGUUUUCUUUUAAUGUAAUAAUUAAAUCUAAUUAUUUUAUCUUUAUUUUUUUGGGGUCAUGGGAUGUUUUUGGGAAGCUAACUUACUGCUGGCAGCCGUGUCCAUGGCACAUGUUGUAAAAAUUGCUAUUUAAUAGAGCAGUGGUUCCUAACCUGGGGGUCCCGACCCCCACAAGGGGGCGCCAAAGCCUCUCAGUGGGUCGCCAGGACCUCUCCACUUUAAGGGGUUAAAACUUCAUUUAUUGUUUAUAGCCUACAUUUUGCUCACAUUUUUUUUCAUGAGUGAACAGUUUACUGAUAUUAAGACGGGAAAUAAUUAGUACAGAAAGAGUAACACACUUUUAAGAACAUUUUGCUCAGCUCACUGUUUUAUUUUCAAGUGUCAAAAGUUCAUUAAAGAUAGGACUGGUUGAUUAAUCACAGCCUUUACAGUAAAUAAUCUAGUAUAAUCAGUAAUAUACACAUUUAAGUACAUUUUGCUCAGUGUAUUUUUAUGUGUCAAACGUUUAUUGAAAGGAAUGAUUGAUUUAUCGGUGUUUACAAGAAACAAUGUGUUCAGACAAAUAAUACAAACUGUCAAGCACAUGAUGCUCUGUUUGGUUUUGUUAAUGACUUUGUUCUGUACUGGAGCCGACUAUUACUGUUAUCUAUUGAAUCAAAGCAUAUUAAAAUGUGCUUGAACAAUUUUAUCAUUUCUUAAUCAUGUUUGUACUGGAAGAGAGAAUGGGAGGGGGUCGUCAGAAAUUUUACUGGUAAAAAACGGGGUCCCUUGGGAAAAAGGUUGGGAACCACUGUCAUAGAGCAUUGAUAUUACAAUAAAAGAUAUCAAGACCAGUGAUGAUAAUCUUUUAAUAAAGUUCCCUCCGAUAAGGCGGAAGCCUUGUGUCGUGUGCUGCUUGUCUAUUCGACAUGAAUAAAAGAGAUGCAGAAGUAA
Molecule: messenger RNA, 5637 nt
Organism: Nothobranchius furzeri (turquoise killifish)
Lineage: Eukaryota; Metazoa; Chordata; Actinopteri; Cyprinodontiformes; Nothobranchiidae
Product: dual specificity mitogen-activated protein kinase kinase 4
Biological process (GO): MAPK cascade; protein phosphorylation
Molecular function (GO): ATP binding; JUN kinase kinase activity
Source: RefSeq, a predicted model, not a curated record